CCAGGAGUCAUGGCACGACCCAAAAGUGGCGGAGACAGAUGCAGUCAUCAACGUCAUGAACAUAGGCAGGCACACGUGUGCCAAUGGCGGUGUGUUCUCCAGAUACUUCUGCGACCAGGCGCAGUGCUUCAAACUGCUGAAGUACGACUAUAAGGAUGUUGUUCCUACGGUAAUAAAAGACGAAGGCUUCCAGAGUGCCAUAGACGAGGUGACGAAGCAGGAAGUCACCAAGGAGAUGCAGGCCAAAGACACGGGCGGCGGGGACGCACAGUACGCGGCGUUGUAUAGGAACAUCAGGAAGAAGGUCGAGGCUCGCGCCUUGAGGGUGCUGAAUAACAUCAGCUCGGCCAUGUCCAAUGCUGUGCUCAAAUUCGUAGCCUGGGUGUGUCACAAAGCCAUUCGCCGCAUCGCCGGCGGCGGCUGCGGUACUCGCAUGGCGUGCGUCGAACGCCUCCGUCGUGCUAAGGCAGCUGGUCUGCCGCUGAUCUUCGUGCCCCUGCACCGCUCUCAUCUGGAUUACAUCCUGGUCACCUUUACGCUGUACCUGACUGGUCUACGGCCGCCUCUGGUCGCUGCAGGGGACAAUAUGAGGAUACCGUUCUUUGGUUGGUUCCUCCGAGGUUGCGGCGCAUUUUUCAUCCGCCGCCGCGUCGAUGGCUCAGACAAACAUGGCGACCCGAUCUACAAGUCUGCACUUAGAUCUUACAUCCUCAACAGUUUAGCUGCAAACAAUAACCUGGAAUUCUUCAUUGAAGGAGGACGGACUAGGACCGGCAAACCUCAGCCACCGAAAGCGGGCAUCCUCUCAGUUAUAAUGGACGCGUACCUAGACGGUACCAUAGACGACGCGCUUCUAGUGCCUGUAUCGUUGAACUACGACAAACUGGUGGACGGGAACUUUGUGAGAGAACAACUGGGAAUGCCCAAACAGAUGGAAACCUUCUGGUCGGCUUUGAGGGGCAUUUGGAGCACUCUGAACACCAACCACGGCAGUAUUAGGGUGGACUUCAACCAGCCUAUUUCUUUGAAGGAACUGGUGACGUCCUUCCAAAAGUACAACUACCUCAAGAUGCCUGUAGAGCGGCCUUUGACGCCGCCCAACAACAACAAUUUGGGCGUGGACCUCGACCACCGGAUCCUGUAUAACAACAGCCACUCCAGUCUGUUCGGUGCUGACGUCAGCGCGGAUCACAAGCUCAUGAUUGAGGCUAUUGGCAGGCAUUUAGUCUAUGACGCAUCUCAAGCCACAGCACUUAUGUGCACGAACGUGGUAUCGUACGUCCUACUCACAGAACACAGAUCGGGCUGUACUAUGAAGCAACUGCAGGCCAGUGUGGAGAACCGCGGUCAGAAACUUAGCCAGGCCGGCCGCGACCUCGGCUACACAGGAGACACCCCUGCCUUGGUGCAUCACGCUCUGGACAUGUUGGGCCGCGGGCUAGUGAGGCGGGAAGGCAGCGGAGACAAGCAGGUCAUCAAGCCUCAGCUUUCCAUAGCGGCUUCCAUAGAACUAGGAUACUACGCGAACACUGUGGGGGCACAUUACGCGCCUGCUGCUAUUAUGGCGACAGCAUUAGAGAGCAUUCUCCACCAGCCGGGCGCGGACCACCAGUGCGUGCGGCACACCGAAUUGCUCGACACGGCGCUGCAGCUGUGCGAGGUACUGCAAUUGGAGUUCAUCCUUGCUGCGCCUUGCACGCGCCUGCGAGAGACCAUGCUGCAAGCGCUCGACGCGCUCAUACACGCGCAAGUGUUACGCGCUAAUGAGAAAGUGGACGGUAUAGAGGAGCAGCGGUGGUCGCGGCGUCUGGCGGCGCGUCUCGAAGAAGACGACGAGGAGCGGCCCGACCCCACCGCGCACCUGCGGUAUACCGUCGGCUACGAUGCAGAAGCCAUUGCUGAACGCCGCCGCCUAGUGCUGACGAUCCGGCCGCUACUGGAAGCGUACUCGAGCACGUGCCGCGCGCUGUCGGGCACGGGCGGCUCGCAAAAGGAGCUCGUCAAACGCACGCUCGACCAGCUGGCCAACGACUUCACGCAGAACCGCAUGCCCUACGGCGAGGCGGUGUCUACGGACGCGAUUCGCAACUGCCACCGGCUGUUACGCCAGUGGGGCGUGCUAGAGAUGUACGAGGAGAAUAAAACUCGUUGCAUCCGCCUCGCGCCGCCCUACACAGACCCCGACGCAUUGCAACGCGUCGUCCACAACAUACACAAGUUCAACGUCGACGCCGCCAUCUUGCGCGACAAGUGAAGUGACCAGUGAAGUGCUGACUAGUAACGUGACGUAGUGCGGUGCUAACAGUUUAACGUGGCAGCCGGCGCGACUAGUGAAGUGCUAAAUCAAAUCACCUACUGCGACUAGUGAAAGGCCACCAAAUUAUAAUUUCUUGGCGGUAUCCAGCCAUCCUGCUAGUGAAGUGAGUGUGCGACUAGUGACUGUGAUCCAGUGAUCGGACGAGCGGGUCUCGACGCCGAAAUAACUGAGUGCGCGUUUUACAUAUCAGGUUUCUUUUUAGUCCAAAACGGUUCAGGUCUCGUACCCACAAUUGAUUAGUUGGACUCUAAACGAACUUUCCAAAGGAAAUUUUACAGAUUGUUCGUACAUUUGAACAGCUGAGGGGUAUUGUUGAUACAAUGCUGUAUUAUCAUGAUAAGUUUCCCUAAACUUAUGCACCUUGAUGAAAAUUUAGCUAUGUAUUGGAAUGUAAUUAUAGUUGUUUAUCUGCUAUGUGAUGUAUUUUUCCGUUAAAAUAUUUUUUACAGUUAUUAUUGAGUACAAUGACAAUGGUUCACGAAAUAUUGUAUGAUGAGGAGAAAUUUAAUAGUGUUUUGUGUGAGAUUCACAAAGCUCCUAUAUUUUUCCAACAAAUAGUGAAUGAAAGCGUUGUUAAUACCAUGUAAAUUACUCGAGGUGUUGCUCGAGGUGUUGUGUUAAGAGGUGGACAACUGUUGGGCUUGUUAUAUUUUAAGUUAGUCUAUUAAUUUAAAAUGUAUCAUUACAGAUUGGCCAAUAUAAUUUCGUGUGUCUUGCCAUCUGUAUUGACUGAUUAAUAUUGUUUGUUUUCCUGACUGUAUGUAUGCCUUUUAAAUCAGACAUAGUCUGUAUUUUAUAAAAAUGCUCACUGGUGCUAUACAUACUAAGAUAGUAUUAUAUGCAGAUAUAUUUUAAAGAAUCGCAUAAAAACAAAAGGAUUUUUAUUACAUAUUUGGUAAUUUUAGUAGAUCCUCUGUAUUUGAGUUAUUUUAUAUAUUACCCAAAUAUAUUUACUUACUUUUUUUUAAAUUUCAAAUCCAUGACAUUCUGCAUAAUAUCAUUAACUCAUGCUAACGCAUUUACUCUGGUAAAAUGAGUACAGUCAGAAAAAUAUAUCCAUGCAAAUAAAUUACAAUUAUUCAUAAGCGAAAUCAUACCACAAUGACAACGAUGGGAAUGUCUAAAUAUCAUAUAGUAACUGCUUAGUUCAAAGAGAACGAAAUCCCAUGUAAUUUUGACAAAAUAUUUUGAGUAAAUUUUUAUUUAAAAUAAUUUUAAGUAUUGAUUGAAAGCUUCAUGUAACUUUUUGUAGCAGUCGCAUUAGAAAUUGUAAUGGGAUUUUGGGAUUAUAAUA
This is a messenger RNA of Ostrinia furnacalis (Asian corn borer), 3611 nucleotides long. RefSeq names its product glycerol-3-phosphate acyltransferase mino (gene mino). Gene Ontology annotation, biological process: phospholipid biosynthetic process; glycerol-3-phosphate metabolic process; fatty acid metabolic process. Gene Ontology annotation, cellular component: mitochondrial membrane. The transcript is spliced from 14 exons. The record is from RefSeq and is a predicted model, not a curated record. Gene Ontology annotation, molecular function: glycerol-3-phosphate O-acyltransferase activity. The coding region runs from base 56 to 2254 and encodes 732 amino acids. NCBI's taxonomy places the organism in Eukaryota, Metazoa, Arthropoda, Insecta, Lepidoptera, Crambidae.